This is a messenger RNA of Selaginella moellendorffii, 1850 nucleotides long. RefSeq names its product pentatricopeptide repeat-containing protein At4g02750-like. Lineage: Eukaryota; Viridiplantae; Streptophyta; Lycopodiopsida; Selaginellales; Selaginellaceae. Gene Ontology annotation, molecular function: protein binding. Bases 77 to 1681 code for a protein of 534 amino acids. The record is from RefSeq and is a predicted model, not a curated record. The transcript has 2 exons.
UGAAGAAAUAAGUGCUGGAUAAGCAGAUUAGAGUGAUAAGUAGUCAUUCCAUUGCUAAAUCUUACUAACUUCCCGGAUGGCUAUAGCUCCACCAAAGGAUACUUUCUCGUGGAAUUUGAUGCUCUCAAGGUCAUCUAGCAUCGAAAAUGCCGAGAACAUCUUUUAUUCCAUGCCAAAUCGUGACAUUGUGUCAUGGAAUACCAUGCUAUCGCUACUUGCCCGGCACAGCCACCAUGACAAAGCCAUGUCCACAUUCCAGGCUAUGCCGUACCACAACCAAAUCUCAUGGACCACGAUGCUUCUAGUAUAUGCCGAGGGUGGGAAUCUUCUCCAGACGCAGCGCCUCUUUGUGCAGAUGCCACAUCGGGAUCUUAUUUCCUGGAAUGCCCUGCUCGGAGCAUAUACCCAAACCGGGCAUAUUCUCGAGGCUAUUAGACUCUUUGAAAGAAUGCCUCUGUGGAAUCUCGUGUCGUACACAAGCAUCUUGACAUUGUAUGGGCAGAGCGCGAAUCUUUUCCAAGCCAGAGACGUGUUUGAGAAUAUGCCCGAGCAUAACAUCGUGACGUGGAACUCUAUGCUAGCGGCAUAUGCCCGUAUCGGGCAUCUAGACGAUGCGUGGGCCACGUUCGAGAAUAUGCCCCAAACGGAUCUCUUUACGUGGACCACCUUGUUAGUAGCCUGCUGCGAAAGUGGGAACAUAGAGUAUGCCAAGAAAGUCUAUGAGAAGAUGCCAGAGGGAUGCGUUGUGGCCUGGAAUGCGAUGGUGUCGGCCCUUGCCGAGAACGGGCAUCUGGAAGACGCCGCGCGCGUGUUUGAGAAUAUGCCCGAGCACAGCAUCGUUUCUUGGACCGCUAUGGUUACGGCUUAUUCUCGCAAUGGCUUGCUAGAGCACGCGACAAGGGUUUUCGAUCUAAUGCCGCAUCACAACACUGUGGCACUCAAUGCCAUGCUGGAUGCCUACUCGUCGAGCGGCCACUGCGAUCACGCCAAGCGCUUCUUCGAUCGCAUGCUACAGCGGAAUCAGGUCUCCUGGAACACGAUUCUGUGCGCGUUCUUGCGGAGCGGGCAGAUCGACGAGGCCAGAUCGCUGUUCUUCGGCAUGCCGCGGGACGAAAUAUCGUGGACGGCGCUCCUCGCCGCCACUGCGCAGCUAGGUCGUCUCGCCGCGGCCAAGAAGCUCUUUGAUUCCAUGCCGGAGCCGGGGAUUGUGUCACAGGGGGCAAUGCUGGCCGGAUUCGCGAGCAGCGGCCAUUCCACCGCGGUGAUCGAUCGAUUUCAUGAGCUCCAGAUGGUGCUGGAGCCGCGCCCGCUCUCCUUCCUCGCCGUGCUCAUCGCUUGCAAUCACACAGGCAAGACGUUCGAAGGGAGGAGCUACUUCGUGUCGAUGGCGAUGGAUCACGGCCUUCGGCCGAGCAAGCAGCACUACUGCUGCGUGGUGGAUCUCCUGGGCCGGGCAGGGCAUCUGGAUUUCGCCGAGGAGCUCAUCGCGAGCAUGCCAUUCGAGCCAAAUAUUCUCGAGUGGACGUGCUUGCUGGGGGCGUGUCGAAGCUACAAGGAUUCUUGCCGUGAAUCGCGUGUGAUGCAGCGAGUGAUGGAGCUCGAUCCACGGACGGGAGGCGGAGAGGCAGCGUCGGUGCUUCUCUCGAGCAUCCAUUUCAUGGCUGGGAGGCUUAAAUCUUAGGGUUUAUGGGCAAGAACAGGUUCUACGCUGUGCGCCAAGGCCGCCAGCCGGGAAUCUACACAUCGUGGAUGGAAUGCCGGAAACAGGUCGAUGGAUUCGCCAUGGCCGAGUACAAGAGCUUCUCUUUGAAAAGCGAGGCCAAGCUUUAUCUUUCAUCUCUCCAGCCCCA